AUGUCGCAACCAUAUACCAAAGUUCCUGCUGAUAAUGAAGAAGAUUUAUUAAGUACAGAUUUCAUCCAACCUGAUUCACCAUUCAACGAUACAAAUGCAUACAAUAAGAGCAGGCCAUCAGCUCCUCCGAUCACUCCCACUGGUGCUGUUCCAGCAGGACCGGCAGGAAGUUCAUCCAAGAAUGCAACUGAAACAAAGUCCCAUAUGUUCCAAAUCAAUUUCUAUAGAGCAUAUUUUGAUUUAGAUAGUGAUACAUUUUUCCAAAAGAUUCAAAAAGCAUUAAAUCCGUUUGCAACCAGUAUUGGUGGUACUGAGAGUACUACGGAUGAUGAUCAAGAUAGUCCUACUGAAUUAUAUGGAUUUGUUUGGAUAACUGGAACAUUGAUAUUUUUAAUGUUUGUAAGUUCAACUGGAGCCAAUUUACUUUCUCAAUGGUUACAUGGGGAUGAAAAGAAGAAGUAUGAAUAUAGUUUUGAUCUAUUGACGAAAGCAUUUAGUUUAUUUUAUGGAUAUAACUUACUUGCUCCAGGUAUAUUAUGGCUUGUCACGUCAUAUUUUAUUAAAUUUCCUUAUAGAAUUUCAUUAACUAAGACUAUUUCAAUAUAUGGAUAUACCAAUGUUCUUUGGUUUCCAAUUACUAUUAUUAACAUUUUAAUUGUUGUAUUCAUAAGUAAUCAGAAACACCAUUUAAUGUUAAAUAUUCUUGAAUGGAUAAUUGUUUUGCUUAGUGGGUUGAUUACUGGAUUAAGUAAUCUUUCCAAGUUGUCGCCCGUGAUUAAAAAGAAUAGUUUAAUUAUUCAUGAAGGAGAUGCUAAUGCUUCAAAGAGAUUAUUUUAUGGUGUAAUGAUAUCAUUGGCAAUUGCUCAUUUGUUAUUUACUGUUAUUGUUAAGAUUAGCUUCUUUGGUAUUAAAGUAUGA
Hemisphaericaspora subhashii is the source of this 918-nucleotide messenger RNA. RefSeq lists its product as uncharacterized. The coding region runs from base 1 to 918 and encodes 305 amino acids. Gene Ontology annotation, cellular component: Golgi apparatus. The transcript has 2 exons. The record is from RefSeq and is a predicted model, not a curated record. Lineage: Eukaryota; Fungi; Ascomycota; Pichiomycetes; Serinales; Debaryomycetaceae. Gene Ontology annotation, molecular function: small GTPase binding. Gene Ontology annotation, biological process: vesicle-mediated transport.